Molecule: messenger RNA, 2224 nt
Organism: Canis lupus familiaris (dog)
Lineage: Eukaryota; Metazoa; Chordata; Mammalia; Carnivora; Canidae
Gene: HTR5A
Product: 5-hydroxytryptamine receptor 5A
Exons: 2
Coding region: 562-1644 (360 amino acids)
Biological process (GO): adenylate cyclase-activating adrenergic receptor signaling pathway
Cellular component (GO): plasma membrane
Molecular function (GO): G protein-coupled serotonin receptor activity
Source: RefSeq, a predicted model, not a curated record
UACGUAGGCUGGAUCCCCACUUCGAGGAGGCAGGUCUGGAUGGGCGCGCCCGCGCCGCGGCCCCAGACGGGGAGGGGCUGGCGGCGAGGGGGCGAUCGCAGAAGGCAGGCCCCACAAAGGGGGCCCUCCGUGCCCCCCGCCCCCCGGGCUCGGAGUUGAGGCUGUAGCCUGCCGCCGGGGCAGCCGGGCGGGUAGGGAGGCGACGAGGCGAGAGUACUGCUCUGACGCACCGGCGCCCGGACGCUCCAGGGACGCUCCAGGGACGCCCAGCUGCCGCCCGCCCUGGGCACCCCGACCACCGUCCCUGCCGAGGUGGGAGCCUGGGCACGCCAGCCUAGGAGGGCCCCGGCCGCCAGACGCAGCCCAGCGUUCUCCGCCCUGCCCCGCCGUCUCCCACGGCCGCUGCCCGGCGGGAGGCUGGGGCCGGUCUGGUCGACCAUCCCCAGGAGCCCUGCCGCCAGGCGGAGGCUGCAAACGUCCAGGGUGGCUGUGCGCGCCGGGGCCACCGUCUUCCUGAACGCCCCUCCUGCACACCCCCUGGGCUGGCCUCCCGACCCGACGAUGGAUUCGCCUGUGAACCUCACCUACUUCUCCCUCUUCACCCCGGCCCCUUCGGAGACCAACCACAGCAGCCUCGGCACCGGCUCGGAAGACCCGCGCCCCAGCCCGCCGCUCCUCUCUGUCUUCGGUGUGCUUGUGCUAACCUUGCUGGGCUGUCUGGUGGCCGCGACCUUCUCCUGGAACCUUCUGGUGCUGGCGACCAUCCUCCGUGUGCGCACCUUCCACCGUGUUCCGCACAACCUCGUGGCGUCCAUGGCCAUCUCGGACGUGCUGGUCGCGGCUCUGGUCAUGCCACUGAGCCUGGUGCACGAGCUGUCCGGCCGCCGCUGGCAGCUGGGUCGCCGGCUCUGCCAGCUGUGGAUCGCGUGCGACGUGCUCUGCUGCACCGCCAGCAUCUGGAAUGUGACGGCCAUCGCGCUGGACCGCUACUGGUCCAUCACCCGCCACCUGGAAUACACGCUCCGCGCCCGCAGGCGCGUCUCCAAUGUUAUGAUCCUGCUCACCUGGGCGCUCUCCGCGGUGAUCUCCCUAGCGCCGCUGCUCUUCGGCUGGGGGGAGACCUACUCCGAGGGCAGCGAGGAGUGCCAGGUGAGCCGCGAGCCCUCCUACACCGUGUUCUCCACCGUGGGCGCCUUCUACCUGCCGCUCUGCGUGGUGCUCUUCGUGUACUGGAAGAUCUACAAGGCCGCCAAGGUGUGCGUGGGCUCCAGGAAGACCAACAGCGUCUCGCCCUUAACGGAGGCUGUGGAGGCAAAGACCUCUACUCAGCAGCCCCAGAUGGUGUUCACUGUCCGCCACACCACCGUCACCUUCCAGACAGAAGGGGACACGUGGAGGGAACAGAAAGACCAGAAAGCUGCCCUGAUGGUGGGCAUCCUCAUUGGGGUGUUUGCACUCUGCUGGAUCCCCUUCUUCACCACAGAGCUCAUCAGCCCCCUCUGCUCCUGUGACAUCCCCGCCAUCUGGAAGAGCAUCUUCCUUUGGCUCGGCUACUCCAACUCCUUCUUUAACCCCCUGAUCUAUACAGCAUUCAACAAGAACUACAAUAGCGCCUUCAAGAAUUUCUUUUCUAGGCAACACUGAGAAUGGCGCCUGGGCAUAAGAAUGAGUAACUCAGUGAAAUUUCCAAUUCCAUCCACUUCCCCAUCCCUACACAGCACCACAUGAAAAAGGCAAGCCCAUGAAGUUUUCCAGGGUCGCCUUCAGAACUGGCCCUCACCUCCAUACUCCUAGGUAGGGAUGUGGGUCUUCACAGUCCAAUUUUGUCAACCUUAUUGAUCUAAAUUACCUAUUAUUUCUCACUUAGCACCUAAUAGCCACAGACUUUACCCACAAAGUACCCAUUCCACCCCCAAAUCCACUCCAGUGUGGUCAUUGUCCUUGCCCCAGAGAAGUCAAACAAGGCAGAUGAGAGGGAAGAAAUCAAGCAACUUGAACAGGUUGAGAAUGGAUAGAAAAUGUUGAGGAAGAAGUCAGAAUGGGGACAUCCGAGGGGUAGGAAACCAUAAUUCCCAGUUUUCUGGAAUAGUCCUUAUUUUGAAAUGCCAUUCUAUGGUCCUGGUGAGUAUACCCUAGUACUUAUUGUGUAUGUUCCAAUGUUUGGCUACAAAAUAUUGUCUCUAAACCUAUUAAAGUACAUAGUCACAGCUGCAAGACCAGUGAA